AUGGACCAAGACCGCAUCCCCAAGAUCGCACUACGUUGGACUCCACCUGGGAAAAGGAAGCAAGGCCGGUCCAAGAACACGUGGCGGCGUACGGUGACAGCUGAGCUGAAGGAGAUGAACCUAACCUGGGGCGAGGCACAGCAUGUUGCUCAAGACAGGUCCAGAUGGAGGCAGAUCGUCGAAGCCUUAUGUCCCAUUCCCUGUGGAAAACUUUUUGCACUUUUCAAUCACCACAGCGAUAGGAACAAGACCCUGUCCUUUCUUUGCGACUGGCUUAGGAGCACCUUCUUUUGCACACUGUGGUGUGAUCCUGGCAUUUCAGAAAAUUUGGUGCAAAUAGCACGAGAAAUGUCUUCCCAUGAAAAAGUGAAGUCCCACAAGAUCAACGCCAUGUUGGUUUACGGUAAUAUCGCUAAAAUUCGUUCCAUCUUGUCCACUAGCGACGCUGAGAUCAUUAUUCAUGCGUUCGUUACGUCUCGUCUCGAUUACUGUAACGUAUUAUUUUCGGGCCUCCCUAUGUCUAGCAUUAAAAGAUUACAGUUGGUACAAAAUGCGGCUGCAAGGCUUUUGACAAAAACAAGAAAGUUUGAUCAUAUUACGCCUAUACUGGCUCACUUGCACUGGCUUCCUGUGCACUUAAGAUGCGACUUUAAGGUUUUACUACUUACGUAUAAAAUAUUACACGGUUUAGCUCCAGCCUAUCUCGCCGAUUGUAUUGUACCAUAUGUCCCGACAAGAAAUCUGCGUUCAAAGAACUCCGGCUUAUUAGUGAUUCCCAGAGCCAAAAAAAAGUCUGCGGGCUAUAGAGCGUUUUCUAUUCGGGCUCCAGUACUCUGGAAUGCCCUCCCGGUAACAGUUAGAGAUGCUACCUCAGUAGAAGCAUUUAAGUCCCAUCUUAAAACUCAUUUGUAUAAUCUAGCCUUUAAAUAGACCCCCCCUUUUUUAGACCAGUUGAUCUGCCGUUUCUUUUCUUCUCUCCUCUUCUCCCCUGUCCCUUGCGAGGGGGAGUUGCAUAGGUCCGGUGGCCAUGGAUGAAGUGCUGGCUGUCCAGAGCCGGGACCCCGGGUGGACCACUAGCCUGUGCAUCGGUUGGGGACAUCUCUGCGCUGCUGACCCGUCUCCGCUCGGGAUGGUUUCCUGUUGGCCCCGCUGUGGACUGGACUCCCGCUGAUGUGUUGGAUCCACUGUGGACUGGACUUUCACAAUGUUAUGUCAGACCCACUCGACAUCCGUUGCUUUCGGUCUCCCCUAGAGGGGGGGGGUUACCCACAUAUGCGGUCCUCUCCAAGGUUUCUCAUAGUCAUUCACCGACGUCCCACUGGGGUGAGUUUUUCCUUGCCCGUAUGUGGGCUCUGUACCGAGGAUGUCGUUGUGGCUUGUACAGCCCUUUGAGACACUUGUGAUUUAGGGCUAUAUAAAUAAACAU
Molecule: messenger RNA, 1426 nt
Organism: Entelurus aequoreus (snake pipefish)
Lineage: Eukaryota; Metazoa; Chordata; Actinopteri; Syngnathiformes; Syngnathidae
Exons: 4
Coding region: 1-930 (309 amino acids)
Source: RefSeq, a predicted model, not a curated record